AUGGCCCCGCUCCGCCGCCUCCUGCUCGCACUCUGCCUGCCGGCGAUGCUGCUGCCGCCCGCGGUCCCGUUCCCGGCUCCGAGCACCGACUGGGCCGCCUGCAGGGACCUCUCCCAGCGGCUGUCGCGGCUGUUGGGGACGAUGAAGGAGUCGCACCGGGCGCUGGAUGCGGUCCGUCUGGGUGGAGAGGAGGACUCUGAGGGGGACUGUGCCCCCCGCAUCCGCUGCAGUGAUGCCUGUGACCCCUCCACGCUGGACACAAACACCCAGCUCUGCCUGCAGCGGAUCCUGCAGGGGUUGCAGCACUACCAGGCCAUGCUGGGCUCCGACAUCUUCGCCGCACGCCCGCAGCCAGAGCUGAAGGCGGUGCUGGAGGAGCUGCUGGGCCGCGUGCAGGUCCCCAUCCGUUCCUGCCAGGCCCCCACGCCCCCCCACGCAGACCCCUGGGCCCGGCCGCUGCUGCAGCACGACACGCUGGAGCGGCUCCGCUCCUUCACCGCCGUCAUGAGCCGCGUCUUCACCCACAGCGCCAGCGCCCGCUGA
Messenger RNA from Centrocercus urophasianus (Greater sage-grouse), 543 nucleotides. RefSeq names its product interleukin 23 subunit alpha (gene IL23A). Gene Ontology annotation, molecular function: cytokine activity. The transcript has 4 exons. The record is from RefSeq and is a predicted model, not a curated record. Gene Ontology annotation, cellular component: extracellular region; interleukin-23 complex. Gene Ontology annotation, biological process: positive regulation of T-helper 17 cell lineage commitment; positive regulation of T cell proliferation; immune response. Bases 1 to 543 code for a protein of 180 amino acids. Lineage: Eukaryota; Metazoa; Chordata; Aves; Galliformes; Phasianidae.